This is a messenger RNA of Ambispora gerdemannii, 347 nucleotides long. NCBI's taxonomy places the organism in Eukaryota, Fungi, Glomeromycota, Glomeromycetes, Archaeosporales, Ambisporaceae. The record is from the annotation of a GenBank genome assembly.
AUGAACUCAAAUAACAAUAAUACAUUACGAUAUUUUUACUCAGGCAAUGAGACUAUUACUCGGCUUGAUGAAUUGUACCUAAUGGAACAACAUAACGAAUCUGCCGACAUUUGGUCCGAUUUCGUUGACGGAUCCUAUUUUCCUAUAUUAAAUGAAAAAAACGUCUUGCUUGAUUCACAUCGCAGUUUUGAUUCUGAUAUUCCAAUAAUCGAGAUCGAGUUCACACCUGAUUUACCUAACCCCUCGACAAUUGAUAACGAUAACGAUAAUGAUAAUGAAAUGUUACAGGUCGAUCAACACUUGGAGGAUCAACAAGACGAAGUUUCUUCAAGCGUAGCGCCCGAAUC